This is a messenger RNA of Mya arenaria, 974 nucleotides long. RefSeq lists its product as uncharacterized. Lineage: Eukaryota; Metazoa; Mollusca; Bivalvia; Myida; Myidae. The coding region runs from base 15 to 974 and encodes 319 amino acids. Gene Ontology annotation, molecular function: GTPase activity; GTP binding; protein binding. Gene Ontology annotation, cellular component: membrane. The record is from RefSeq and is a predicted model, not a curated record. The transcript has 10 exons.
GAGCGUUGGGUGAAAUGUUUUGUCGCAAAUGUGGUGAACUUUCUAAAGAGAGCUGGCGGUAUUGUUUACAUUGCGGCACGAAGUUUACAUCUUUACAAGACAGUUGCAGUGGGAAACGAGCUUACGCGCUUUAUGACUUCGAUGCCCGAGAUCAUGAAGAUCUCUCUUUCCGCAAAGGCGACGUUCUAAUACUCAAAGACCAGAACAAUAUAAAAUAUGAAGGAUGGUGUUACGCAAGGCAUAACGACCCAAAAAACAAGAAUUUCCAGGCAGAGGGUUACGUGCAAUUGAAUUAUGUGGCCACUGAAGACAGCUGCAGUGAGAAACGAGCUUACGCGCUUUAUGACUUCGAUGCCCGAGAUCAUGAAGAUCUCUCUUUCCGCAAAGGCGACGUUCUAAUACUCAAAGACCAGAACAAUAUAAAAUAUGAAGGAUGGUGUUACGCACGACAUUACGACCCAACACACCAGAAUUUCCAAGCAGAGGGUUACGUGCCAAUGAAUUAUGUGGCCCUUGAAGAUAAAUCAGAUGACGAAGCGACUACAGCAAUGUCGUCGCUGGACAUUCAAGAUGAGAGCGAAUCCGAGGAUGGGCCGAGCGGCGCAGAAGCUACAACUACUGAUGCAGUAACACAAGAAUACGAAGAUUAUAAGUUGGGAAGUGAUAUUCUUGAUAACUUUGAUGUGAUAUCGGAUACCGAAACAGAGGAAUACAAACGAAUACUGAAGGAAACGGGAUACACAGCUCUUUGUGAAAAGUUAGAAGAGCCCACCAAUGGAUGGAAAAAGGUCCAAAUGAAUAUUGCUGUGACAGGAGAACCUCGCACAGGGAAGUCGUCCUUUAUCAACUCUAUCAGAGGGCUGAAAGCUGAUGAUCCUGGUGCAGCUGAAGUAUCCUUGUUCGAAACUACUAUGAAUCUGAGAUGUUACCCACACCCUGACAAUCCAAAUCUUCGGAUUUGGGAUUUGCCUUAA